AUGGCGACGCAGGUGUUGAUUGCCCAUACAGGCCAGCGUCUGGAGGUUGAUACUGCCCAGUUCUCGACCAUCGACAAUUUAAAGUCAUGGGUCUCCCAAAACAGCUCCGUGCCGCUCCAGCACAUGGUCGCUCUGACUCCUCAGGGCCGCAGUGUAAAGUCAGCUAGCCUUCAUGCCGAGAAAGAGUUGUAUGUGUACGAUAUUCGAGUCACGCACGCUUCAAAUGCCGGCAGCUCAUCUUCACUCGUAUCCGACACUCCAUUUCCCCCGCGGCUAUCCAUACCGAAUGCGCCAAACUCCAUAGACGAUGUACAAGCGAUUUCGUCAUGGCAGGGUCUGUCCCAAGAACGCCGUGCCUGGGCCAUUAGGCUAGCAGAGGAAUGUACUCGCCUCAAUACGGAGGCUGUGGCUCGAUAUGACGAGAUGGACGUAAUGAUCAAAUGCCUAGAUGCCGCUGUUGCGAACCUUGAGAUGAGCGUCAAGCAGAUUGAACCCAAGUAUAACGAGUUGAAAAAAUGGGUAGUACCUGCCUUGUCAGAACAUGAAAACCUGGCUUCCAGGUGGGAGCAGCACCUUCGACUUGCCCGAAAUACACAAGUAUCUGCCGCAAUGGUCAAAUUCAUGACCCAAGGCAAGGUGGCCAAGACAAAUGCCAGCUUGGAAGACCUUGUCGAACUGGAGACGGCUAAGAAGGCAGGAAAGCUCGCUCCUACUGCUCGCCGGAGAUUCGCGGAAAAGGCUUCUUCUUUAGACGGUCUUGCGUCGCAAAUGUACCAAGGCUUGGAGGGACUCAUUGCCGAGUUUGACAAGAUGAUGAAUCGGUCAGUCUUGGGUCACAGCACUGACUCGGCGCAGCUUCUUGAGGAUAUUGAGGCGCUAGUCAGCCAGAUGGACUCGGACUACCGCACCGCACUUGGAUACAGCGGUUCCCAGCGCGAUCUGGCUCUGGCCUCGAAAACCGCGUCGAAUCACACCGAACGACUGGUUCCGUCUCUCAAGAAGCGCGCCAAGGAGAUGGAUGAGUUGGUUCAGUACGCCACAAGGGCUCGAAACGCGAUUGCUUCUGAAUCAGUUGGCUGCAUGCGAACCAUCACCGACAUCACUUCUUUGCAUAGUAGUGUGCGAAGCCAGAUUAAUCUCUUGAACCAGUCCGAAGACGACAUGACCACGUUUGACUAUCUCCGACUUAUCCAUCAGCUCCCCUACAUGUAUGCGUCAUUCAUCGUUGAAGCUAUUCGCCGGCGUGAAUGGGUUGACAAGGUCAAGGCUGACUCUUCGACGUUGGCUAACGAAAUGGCCCUAUUUCAAGAUGAGGAAACCAAGAGACGAAGAAAGUGGCACAAGGUGGUGGGCAGCAUGUACGGACCCAGUCUGGAUUCGAAUGUCAUUGGGCUCGAGGUCAACCUCUUGGGAGAAGACUUACCCUGGCCGUCGAUUAACAAGGACGACCUGGAUAUGUUUCUUCAGUCCCUUCAGGAGCAGGAAAUAGACCAAGUCAUUCUCGAAGACAUUGAAAAACUUGUUCAAGAACUGAAUAGUCCUACGAAGCAGCAAUCCAAACGGCUCAAGGCAUUCAAGAAUGGCAGUGUCCACGAAGCGGCUCUUGGGAGAAGUGGACUCAUGAUUCGCGGCGAUGAUGACCUCCUUCGCUCUCUGCAAGAUGACAAGUCCAAGAUGGAAAGCAAGCUGAAGACGGCAGAAAGCAGAGUCAGGCGUCUGGAAGACCUUCUUCACAGGCAAAGCCAAUCAUCCCGACCUGGCAAUUUAUUUCAACCGCAGAAUCACCAGCCACAAGAGCGGCGUGGUUCAAGUUCGUCUGUCAGAUCGAAUCGACUUGAUGAUCGGCGUAGAUCUUCUGAUGGCGCUGAUCCCCUCUUGCGGAGAAUCACUCAGUUGGAAAAUGAGCUUCGUGAGGAGAAGCAGAAGUCUACUCGCAUACAGAAAGACCUCAGCACCCGAGCGUCUGAGCAUAACGUCAUGAAGGAUCAGAUACAAGAGGCAAAUUCGACAAAGAAAGAUCUACUUGGAAACAUGGAGGCUUUGAAGCGUGAGUUCCUGGAAGAGCGAAAGUCCUUGGAGGAUGAGAUCAAAACGCUCAGGGCUCGCUUGGAGGAUAAUGAAGACGAGAUGGAGCACUUUGAUGCGUCCCGCGAGAAUGAGAAGGCGACUUUUGGUGGAAAAAUUCAACAACUUGAGUCACAAAUCGAAACACUGACAAAGGAAAAGACGGAUGAGACAUUGAAAGCGCAGGGGCAAAUCGAGUUCCUCCGCAAGGAAGCUCAAACGCAUCGCGACCAGUUGGAGAUAUCGGAGCGACAGGCACGAGAAGCUAAAGAGGAAGCAGCUUCAUUAUCAAAGAGCCUGCAGGACGCUGAGGAGCGUGCACAAGGUCAACUCGACUCACUCCACAAGAUCCAUGCCGAACUAUCACCUUCAGAAGCCGCUCCCGCCGAUUUGUCGGAUCUCACCGAGUCAUCUCUAUCACACAUUGCAGGCCUGGUAGUCAGGGUACAGAACAUGGAGAGUGAUUCAGCCAUGGCGAAGGUGGAUCUUGAGCAUGCCCUCACAUCGGUCAAUGAGCUGAAGGCAGAGGUUUCUGACACCAAGACUAAGCUCGCCAAGGAGGAAGAUUCGGUGGUUCAGCUGCGCGAAAGUGUAUCGGAAGAGAAGGCUAGGGUGUCGGCUCUUGAAAGGGAGCUUUCAAACAGCAGAGAAGACCUGAGCCAACUUCGAGCGAAGUUGUCAGCUGGCGAAACCGGCUCUGAAACUCUACAGAAGAAGCUUGAAUCUGCGGAAAAGAAGGUGAGCAAGCUGACGGAGGAUCUUGCUUCUCGCCAAUCACAAGUUGGAAGCCUGGAGGAGGAGCUUCACUCAGUGAAGCACAGAAUAGAAGAUCUGCAAACCAAAUCGUCUGCACUGACCUCUCAGUAUGAUGCCCGAGACAGGCGAACCAAGGACCUGACUCAAAGACUGUAUGCACAGAGCGAACGCCUGACGCGUCUGCUUGAGCGUUGUGGGUAUGCCGUUUCGAGAAAGCCUGGGGAGAUGACCAUCAGCAAGGUUCCACGGUCAGAACGAGCGACUCAGAAUCCGAACGACUCUUCAGAUCCCGGAAAUUCCAUCCGUCGUUCGGUCAGUCUGGGCACAAAGUCCAUGGCUGACAGUGCUGAUCUGGAGUUGAUGUACUGGAUGAACGCCAGUGAUGCAGCUAGUGAAUCGGACAAAUACGCAGCAUUCAUGGACAAACUAGGGUCGUUCGACACAGAGGUCUUCUCGGACACGAUAUACAUGCGGAUCAAGGAAGCAGAGCACAAGGCUCGAAAGUGGCAGAGAGAGGCCAAGGCAUACAGGGAUCGAGCCCAUGUCCAACAGAAAGAUGCCCACGAGAAGAUUGCGUUCAAGAACUUCAAAGAGGGUGAUUUAGCGUUGUUCCUUCCUACGCGUAACCAGCAAGCAGGAGCAUGGGCAGCAUUCAAUGUGGGAUUUCCCCAUUACUUCCUGCGGGAAACGGAUGCGCACCGUCUUCGUCACAGAGAGUGGCUGGUAGCACGAAUAUCUCGUAUCCAGGAACGAAUAGUCGACCUGUCCAAGAGCCUCCAGCCAGCGAACGAUUCCGAGUCCAUCAACGACGACGAGAACGACAACCCUUUCCAGCUAUCUGACGGUCUACGAUGGUAUCUUAUUGAGGCGCAGGAAGAUAAGCCAGGCGCACCGGCUACACCUGGAAUGGGCAAAUCAACCGUUGCUUCCAAUAACGUUGAGGCAACGGCCAACAUUCAGACCCUUCCAAUCAAGGUCAAGGGCAAAAAUCGAGACAGCAUCAGCAGCAUUGAGGGUAUUAACAAGACCCUUUCGAAGAGCUUGGAAAGUAGGCGUAGCAGCUCUGGCUCGAAAAAGGCGCUGCCGUUCCCAAAUGCCGGUGGGACUGCUGUACUGAAGAGCAGCGCCUUGGCCAGCGAAACGAAUUCUCUUCGGGCGGCUGCACCGGAUUCCCCAGCUGGUAUGAGCCCGGUGCAAGCGGGACCAUUGUCAAGUGGCCAGCUUCAAAUCGGCAGCUCCGAGGAAGUUGGGGGUAAGGGGACACAGAAAAGCACGUCUGGCAACGAAGGGCUUGGCCAACCAUCCGGGGAGUCCUCGGCACAGGGAGCAACCGGCAAGUCUUCCGAGACCCGAAUACCUGUGCAGAGAGAAGACUCGACAGGCAGCCCAACGAAGAAGUCUGUACUAUGGGACUCAUUGUGGAGCGUGGAUUAUUCGUACGAAAGUCCAGCGAAGAAGUAG
Messenger RNA from Pochonia chlamydosporia 170, 4281 nucleotides. Its product is annotated as Taz1-interacting factor 1. Gene Ontology annotation, cellular component: extrinsic component of membrane; phagophore assembly site membrane; Atg1/ULK1 kinase complex. The record is from RefSeq and is a predicted model, not a curated record. The coding region runs from base 1 to 4281 and encodes 1426 amino acids. The transcript has 4 exons. Gene Ontology annotation, molecular function: protein kinase binding; molecular adaptor activity. NCBI's taxonomy places the organism in Eukaryota, Fungi, Ascomycota, Sordariomycetes, Hypocreales, Clavicipitaceae. Gene Ontology annotation, biological process: piecemeal microautophagy of the nucleus; autophagosome assembly; reticulophagy.